GCGCCAGCUCCGGCCUGUCCCUUGGUUGUAUCAUCGUGUCCUUUUCCUCUCCUGCUCCUCCUCCCCAUCUUCUUCUUCUUCUUCUUCCUUCGUUCGUUCGUUUCUCCAUUUGAAGCUUACCGGCAUCUGCUCCUAGUCUAGUGACCAACCUCCCCUCCCCUCCACCGGCCAAGAACUGAUUUUUCCGGUUCCGGUGCAGCAGAAGAUUGCAGUAGUAGUAGCAGCAGCUAACUUGCCAGCAGAAGAUUUUUUCUGAGCUUGGUUCUUGAUCGAUCGGCCGCUCGACUGCUCCAGACAGUGUACAUACAUACGCACAUACUCUGCUCGUCUGCCGAGGAUCCAUCGCUCCGCCUCGGUGCUGCAUAGAUAGAUAGGUAGGUAGAGAUAUACAGCUAGAAGAGGCCGGGAACCAGAGGAGGAGGCCUCGCUCGAUCUCCAAGAACAGCAGUAAGAUCAACAAGAUGAUGCGCGGGAACCGGGAGCAGAGAGUGGCCUUCUCGCCGAUGAAGGAGUCCGCCGCCGCCGCGGUGCCCAAGGAAGAGGUGUGGGAGGUCCGGCCCGGCGGGAUGCUGGUGCAGAAGCGGAGCCCCGACACGGACCCGCCCCCCGGCGGCGCGCCCGUGCCCACCAUCCGCGUCAAGGUCAAGUUCAACGGCGUCUACCACGAGAUCUACAUCAACUCCCAGGCAUCCUUCGGCGAGCUCAAGAAGCUGCUGUCGGAGAAGACGGGCCUGCACCCGGACGACCAGAAGGUGGUGUACAAGGACAAGGAGAGGGACUCCAAGGCGUUCCUGGACAUGGCCGGCGUCAAGGACCGCUCCAAGAUGGUCAUGCUCGAGGACCCCGCCGCUAAGGCCAAGCGCCUCCUCGAGGAGCGCCGGACCAGCAAGGCCGAGCGCGCCGCCAAGGCCAUCGCACGCGUCGCGCUCGACGUCGACAAGCUCGCCACCAAGGUGUCGGCGCUGGAGACGAUCGUGAGCAAGGGCGGCAAGGUGGUGGACGCGGACGUGGUGACGCUGACCGAGGCGCUGAUGACCGAGCUGGUGAAGCUGGACGCCGUCGCCGCUGUUGACGAGGAGGUGAAGGUGGCGCGGCGGGCGCAGGAGAAGCGGGUGCAGAAGUACGUGGAGACGCUGGACGCCGUCCGCGCCAAGAACAAGGCGGCGCCGGUGUCCAAGGCCACCAACAACAACACCAACAACAAGGCACGGCCGCCGCACCUGCCGCCGCGCCCGCCCCCGGCGGCGGCGCAUCAGAACCACCAGCGGCGGCAGUUCCAGCCGCCGGCGCCCACCACGGCGACGGCGCUAGUGCCGCAGACGCAGACGGCGAGCUGGGAGACGUUCGACCUUCUGUCGUCGGUGCCGUCGACGUCGGCGGCCCCCGUGACGAGCAUGGCCCCCGCCACCACCACCACGCCGUCCCCGCGCUUCGAGUGGGAGCUCUUCUAGAAGGCUCCACGCGCCAGCCAGCCUGCCUGCCUGCCUGUGCCCCCCCUGGCCCCGGCCCUCCUCUCCCGCCACAUGUGUGCCUGCCUGUCCAUUGGCUCGGCCGGUACCUUUCUUGUUCACCUUGCUUGCCUAUGGUGCAUGUCAAUCGCCAUUGUUUCUUUCUUUCUUUCUUUCUUUCUUUCCCCGGUCUCUUUAUUCUUUCUUUCCUCCUGUCCUUCCUUUGAGUAAAUUGAGUCUGUGUAUAUUGCAUGAUCUCCACCCAAAAAAGAAAGGCAACAAAACAACUGCAGUGAGCUCCUAGUGAACAGAGCAGAAACGCAUGCUGCAUCCAUGGUGUGGUGUCUGUCUGCAAAUAAGUGGUGGCCUUGCAUUGCAACCGAUCGAACCGAUGAAGGAUUUUUGUGCUCCCGUAUUGUAUAGUAGUGGCAGCAGUGUAUGUAUAGUGUACAUGAAUGAAUGAAUCAAACAAAGCUCUCAACAUACGUAUUUGUUUGCA
This is a messenger RNA of Sorghum bicolor (sorghum), 1947 nucleotides long. RefSeq names its product BAG family molecular chaperone regulator 1. Gene Ontology annotation, biological process: protein stabilization. Gene Ontology annotation, molecular function: adenyl-nucleotide exchange factor activity; protein-folding chaperone binding. The transcript is spliced from 3 exons. Gene Ontology annotation, cellular component: cytoplasm. The coding region runs from base 462 to 1451 and encodes 329 amino acids. NCBI's taxonomy places the organism in Eukaryota, Viridiplantae, Streptophyta, Magnoliopsida, Poales, Poaceae. The record is from RefSeq and is a predicted model, not a curated record.